AUGACGAAUUUUUUCAGUGAAAUUUCUGGACGACUUAAUGUCGAAGGCCAACAGAAGAAUGAGAUCUUAGUUGUUCAAUUUGUGUGCACAAUUUUGAUACUAGUUGUAAGAUCAAGCAUUUUAAGAAUGCUAUUGAAACGAGAAACGUAUGGGCAAAGUGGACUGAAUACUAUGAAUAAUAGCAAUGCCGUGGCUGGUCAAAUGCAUGAAAAUAAUACAAAUAAUAAUAACUUACAAAUGCAGAGUCAAAUAGACGAUCAAUUGAGUUGGAGUACUCGAAUGAGAUUGGAUAUGAAGAAAUCGUUUAACGAUGACCCAUAUUUUUAUUUUGAGAAAAAAUCAAUCAUAGUUGGUACUAAUAUUCAUGAUAAUAAUAACUAUAAUGGCUUAAUGAGUAUGGGGAUGAAUAAUAACAUUAAGAAUGCGAAUAAUAGCAAUAAUAGCAAUAUCAACAACAAUAAUAAUGUCGGAAAUAUGCAUUUUACGGGAGGUAAUCCGUAUAGGCCACAGAAUCCAAAUCAUUAUCCAAUGAAUGAAAAUAUUAAAAGCCAAAUGAACAACAACAACAAUAAUAAAGAUCUUAAUAACGGUAAUAAUUUACUUUCAGUACUAGCCCAGAGAAUUUUUGAGAAACAGCAACAUAGUAAUGGAAAUGGUACUCUCAACAAUAUAAAUGUUAAUCAAUCAAGAUUUGAUCAAAUCAAUAAAAAUGAUACAGGCUAUCAUCAAAAUCAGAAUCAGCAUCAACGCGGAGACCCAUAUUUAAAUAAUAAUAGUAGUAAUAACAACUUCCCCAGUAAUUUUGUAAAUUUCAAGAAAUAA
Messenger RNA from Tetrapisispora phaffii CBS 4417, 822 nucleotides. RefSeq lists its product as uncharacterized. The transcript has a single exon. The record is from RefSeq and is a predicted model, not a curated record. Lineage: Eukaryota; Fungi; Ascomycota; Saccharomycetes; Saccharomycetales; Saccharomycetaceae. The coding region runs from base 1 to 822 and encodes 273 amino acids.